Messenger RNA from Spinacia oleracea (spinach), 1500 nucleotides. Its product is annotated as probable serine/threonine-protein kinase PBL12. Lineage: Eukaryota; Viridiplantae; Streptophyta; Magnoliopsida; Caryophyllales; Amaranthaceae. Bases 136 to 1479 code for a protein of 447 amino acids. The transcript has 5 exons. The record is from RefSeq and is a predicted model, not a curated record. Gene Ontology annotation, molecular function: ATP binding; protein kinase activity. Gene Ontology annotation, biological process: protein phosphorylation.
AACCAAACAACUCUACAAACAAACAACAACCAUCACAAAUCCAAAUCCCACUUCAAAAUUAGCAAUUACUCUUCAUCAAUUCAAUACAUUUCCCCUUAAUUUGGAAAUAAGCAACAAAAAACAAAAACAAAAACAAUGGCUUCAAAAAAGAUUACAUGGGAAUCCAUUUUCCCAAGUUGCUUCAAGCCAAAGGGAUCACAAUCCAAACCUAAACUCAUUACUAAAUCCAAAACCAAAACCAAAACCAAAACAACAACCAAAACUAAAACAACAACCAAAACCAAGACUAAGACUGUACCACAAAGAGUAGUACCAAGUUCUCCUCAAAGGAUAUCCAUCUCAGACAUUAGCAACCCGAAUUUCGAGUUCUCGUUCAACGAUCUUUCGACCUCUUUUGUCGGGUCAAACCUUCAAGUUUUUACAGUGGAUGAACUAAGGAUCAUCUCAAACAACUUCUCUUACACUAGCAAUUUCAUUGGCGAAGGCGGGUUCGGGGCUGUUUAUAAAGGGUUCAUUGAUGAAAAGCUUAGACCCGGUUUAAAAGCUCAAAGUGUGGCUAUUAAGGUCUUGGAUUUGGAAGGAUCACAAGGCCAUAAUGAGUGGCUGGCUGAACUUAUAUUUCUGGGACAAUUGAGGCAUACUCAUUUGGUAAAAUUGAUCGGAUAUUGCUGUGAGAAUGAACAAAGGGUUCUUGUUUAUGAAUAUAUGUCCAGAGGCAACUUGGACAACCAAUUAUUCAGAAGAUGCUCUGUUGCCUUACCAUGGUUGACUAGAAUGAAAAUCGCGCUCGGAGCUGCCAAAGGCCUCGCAUUCCUUCAUGGUGCCAAUAAGCCUGUCAUUUUAAGGGAUUUCAAGGCUGCAAAUAUACUCUUAGAUUCUAAUUUCAAAGCAAAGCUUUCAGAUUUCGGGUUUGCAAGAGAUGGACCAGAUGGAGAUAAAAGUCAUGUAACUACAGAACACAUCCUAGGCACUAAAGGCUACGUUGCUCCAGAAUAUGUCAUGACAGGUCAUUUGACAACUAUGAGUGACGUAUACAGUUUCGGAGUAGUUCUUCUAGAGUUAUUGACCGGGAAAAGAUGCAUGGACAAAAUUCGUCCAAGAAGAGAACAUUGCCUAGUCGAAUGGGCUAGGCCACUUCUUAAGGAUCCUCGAAAAAUGGAUACAAUCAUGGAUUCGAGGCUAGAGGGUCAAUACUCGGUUCAAGGGGCUAAAAUAACCACCAUGUUGGCUUAUCAAUGCCUUAGCCAUAAUCCGAAAUCGCGACCUACAAUGAGUUCAGUGGUUAAGACCUUGGAGCCGUUAAUGGAGAUGAACGAUAUUCCGAGCCAUUUCGUGUAUGUUGUACCAAAAGGAGAAAAGAAAGAAUAUGCAAACCAAGUUAAAGAAAGGAAAAUGAACAAAGAUAAUAAUAGGGUUAGACACAAUGCUUUACAUAGUAGGCUUAGCAAUGGUGUUGAUUCCCCUGGAUUCGGUAGAUAAUAUAUUAAAGACAUAGUAAAA